Messenger RNA from Melospiza melodia melodia, 5832 nucleotides. RefSeq names its product 3-hydroxy-3-methylglutaryl-CoA lyase like 1 (gene HMGCLL1). Lineage: Eukaryota; Metazoa; Chordata; Aves; Passeriformes; Passerellidae. The transcript has 9 exons. Gene Ontology annotation, molecular function: hydroxymethylglutaryl-CoA lyase activity. The coding region runs from base 36 to 1064 and encodes 342 amino acids. Gene Ontology annotation, cellular component: endoplasmic reticulum; cytosol. Gene Ontology annotation, biological process: L-leucine catabolic process; ketone body biosynthetic process. The record is from RefSeq and is a predicted model, not a curated record.
CCCACCCUGCGGCGGCGGCGGCAGCCGGGCGAGCCAUGGGCACGGUGCCGUCCGCGCUGAAGCACUGCCUCAGCUACCAGCACCUCCUCAAGGAGCAGCUGUGGAUCGCGGAGCCGCCCGCGGCCGCGCACCCCGCGCAGGAACCACAAGCGUCUGGACUGCCUGAGUACAUAAAGAUUGUAGAAGUUGGGCCAAGGGAUGGUUUACAAAAUGAGAAGGUGAUAGUCCCAACUGAUGUAAAAAUUGAGUUAAUCAACCAGCUUUCCAAAACAGGCCUGCCUGCUAUAGAAGUAACCAGUUUUGUUUCAUCCAAAUGGGUGCCUCAGAUGGCAGAUCACAAAGAAGUAAUGAGGGGCAUUGAGCGGCAUCCUGGAGUCCAGUAUCCUGUUCUCACACCUAAUCUUCAAGGUUUUCAUUCUGCUAUUGCAGCAGGAGCUACAGAAGUCUCAGUAUUUGGCGCAGCAUCUGAAUCUUUUAGCAAAAUGAAUAUUAAUUGUUCAAUUGAAGAAAGCAUAGAAAGGUUUGAAGAAGUCACUAAAUCUGCAAGGAGUAUGAAUAUUCCAGUGCGUGGGUAUGUGUCCUGUGCCUUAGGAUGCCCAUAUGAAGGAAACAUUGUACCAGAUAAAGUGGCAGAAGUAUCUAAGCGGCUGUACAGUAUGGGCUGUUAUGAAAUCUCUCUGGGAGAUACAAUUGGUGUGGGGACACCUGGAAGUAUGAAAAAAAUGCUGGAAGCUGUUAUGAAAGAAAUUCCUUUGAGUGCUCUUGCUGUUCACUGUCAUGACACGUAUGGCCAGGCGUUAGCCAAUAUCCUCACAGCCAUGCAGAUGGGAGUUUCUGUGGUGGAUUCAUCUGUUGCAGGACUUGGUGGUUGUCCCUAUGCAAAAGGUGCUACUGGAAAUGUAGCCACAGAGGAUGUGAUAUACAUGCUGAAUGGUCUGGGGAUCAACACAGGAGUAAAUCUUUGUGCCGUGAUGGAAGCUGGAAACUUCAUCUGCACAGCUUUGAACAAGAAAACAAACUCAAAGGUUGCACAAGCUUCCUUCAGUACUGGAACUAUCAAUUAAAUGGAUUUUUCUUUUUGCAGCUUGAUUACAUUUUCCAUUUACCUUGACCAAGGACAUUUGCUUUAGGAAAAGAAACAAGGAAACCAUUGCAUCAAAGAAACAAAAUAGAACCUAUGUAUAAUUUUUAUUUAAUGGGAACAGUUAUUGUACUGUACUGUCUUGUCAGGAACUGUCUGAUUUGUAAGUAAGAAAUAAACGACUGUAGUACAGAACCCUGUAGAAGUACUCUGUACUUCUACAGACAAGAGAAAUAUAUAAAUAUCAGGAAAUUUUACCAUGUUUUAAAUUGAAUUUUUAGUUCUUUUCAGGAAAACCAGGUAGAAACAGUGAGUACAUAGUUAAGUUUUAAUCAAGAUGUCUUUCAGAACAGUGCAAAUAUUUUCAGUAGUUUAUGAGAUCUCACACUAUGUGUGGCCAUUCUGUUAUGUGUUUUAUUUAUCUCAAUUCUUGCUUUUCAUUUGUCAAGUCACUGUGUUAUGAACACAGAGCCAAAUCUGAAUUCACUGUAAGAAUUUUUUAGCAAUAGAACUUCUUUUAAAUUUUGUUUAACAUCUGCUAAAUUAUGGAUGACUUUAUCUUGUUCCAAGACAUUGUGGUGAGUGGCACUCUGCCAGCUCCUUCCAAUCCUCCAGCAAAUUUCCUUAUUUGUUACAUAUGUUAAAUUUGUUGUAGUUGCAUUUUUUGGUCAACUUAUUAAAACCUAAUUAUACAAAGCAAAUAAAAAUUGGCAAGAUUUUCAACAUCAUUCAGGUUCAUAGUGGUGUAGAAGGGGCUACAUUUUCAUCCAAGGUUUCAUAAAAAAUUAGAUUUUUCAUGCUGUAGGCUACGAAUUGAUAUUCUCAUCCAGAAAUCACAGGUUUUUUAGGAUAGUAGUAUUUUUCUGGACUAGCUUAAACAAAGGAGACCACAGAAUUUUUUUUUGUGCUCUACUGAAAAUGAUGCUGUUCUUUUAAAUGCCUUAGUUCAACAAGAUGCCAAUGAACUGCACUGUUCAAUAAUCAAUAGAUUAGAUCAAUAAUGAACAAAUGGACAAAUUCAAAAAGCCUUAUCCUAUAUAUAAAUGUUCAAGUGUGCCAUGAAAAUAUUGUCAUGUUUUUCAUCCUGAAACUUCAGUACUCUUACUGGUUGGUUGUGUAGGACCUGUGCUUCUCUGUGUACUUAACUUUGAUCUAUAUUUUUUCUGAACAUGUCCUGUUGACAUGAAAAUCUAAAACCCUGGACUGUGGUCUUCAUCCAUAUUCUCAGUUUUCCUCAAAAAUGUGAAGUCUUGUCAAAAGGUAAGUUGAAAGAAAGUGGAAGAUAACACACACAAAAAGAAAAGGCUGAAAGUUUUUUGUCUGGAACUCAAGUCUGCCAAGUUACAGCUGAGUCAUGGUUUGCCUUUGAAAUACCAAAGUGAAUUUUUCUGAGAUCUUUUAGCCAGUUGUGUACUUUAGAAUUGGCACUGUUUAAGAAAGUUAGUUUUUGCAUUCCAGCAACACAAAGCUAUAAAUUUAUACAACACCCCUAUUCUGUUUAUGCCAUAGUUAUAGUCAAAAUUAAUAUAAGCUACUUUGUUUCCCUCUUCUCAUGGUAAAAGUCGAAGGAUAAAAACAGAAAGGUGUUCAGGUGAGGCAAGAAAUAUCUUGCCUAUCGUUCCAAAAUACUAAAUCUUUCCUGCAGAGUCUAGUAAGAAGACUUUGAAGUACUCCUGAAGGUAAGAACACCCUGAUUUUCUUGACCUGCUCUGGAUGCAUGAUUGGAUCACCACAAAAAAACUCUUUCCUCUUUUUUCCCAUGUUUCAGCUGGGGCUUUGUUAUUUAGCAGCCACUAUAGCUUAUAUACCAAAACAUGAACUUAAAUAAAACCAGGUCUUGAACCAUUCACAGACUUAAAAAUUCUGUAAUGAAUUUGACCAAAUGAAGAGGUAAGGAAACUGCACUGCUGCCUAAGCCUAAACAUGGUGCCAGAAUUGACAUCUUAAAAACUCCCUAAUUUGUGUGUCAUGUACCCCUGAAGGUGACUAACCUCACUGUAAUACUUUCGUAUUUAAUAAUUAUUUUUCCUGUUUAGUUUUCUCUGUAGGCACAGAUUUGGCUCAUUUUGAGCUGAAGUAUGCAGUUUUCAUGUAGGUCCUGAUGAAUUUUCUUCCACCCAAGACCCUCUGAGCUUGCAUGUUUAAUUAACAGAAACAUUAUCGAGCUUCUCAAAGACUGAAAGGGAAGUCAGCCCUUGAAAACAAAGCAGUUGUGAAGCAAACCUGAAUGUGAGACUAAACAACUGAACUGAGACUGAACUUGCUGCUCAGCCUGGGGAGAUUAAUACCCACCCAUGACAGGAGCUGAGGGAAUGGCCUCAAGUUGUGUCAGAGGAGGUGUAGGUUGGAUAUCAGAAAAAUGUUCUUCACCCAGAGGGUGGUUGGGCACUGGAACAGCUCCCCAGGGCAGUGGGCACAGCACAGCCUGGCAGAGUUCAGAAAGUGUUUGGACAAUGCUCUCGGGCACUGGGUGUGACUCUUGGAGUGUCCUGUGCAGGGCCCAGGAGCUGGACUUGAUGAUCCUUGUGGACCCCUUCCAGCUCAGCUUUUCCUGUGAUUAUGAACUGAAAAAGAACACACUUUCUCAUAAAGCUGUAAUAAUUUGUGCCACUGGGUAAAAUAGAAAAUUAAAAAUUCCUAAGCCCAGAAAAAUCCCAAGAAAAGAAUGCCAGUGCCUCUGCAAGGCAGGGUUCUUUUUCUUGAAGGUGGUGGUGAAGUCUUCAAUUAUCAGCCAAGUAAGGAACUGAGCAGAUAGUGUCCAUUUUUAUGCCUCUGUGCACAGUGCAUCCUAGGCUUCUCAGCAUCUGGACUGUCUGGUUUGCAGACAGUUGGCUCUUGAUUCAAGGCUCUUGAUUCUCCCCAUGCAGUGAAACAGGGUACCUAUUAAAUCAUGUAGAUGAACAAUCUAAAAUGUCUCAGUUCUUUAUUGGGUGGGUCUGUUUUAGAAACUACUUGGAAACUUGUGGAGAGCCUUAAUUGCAGGUCUGUUAUUCUGUAAUGAUGUGAGCAUUGGAAAAGAUGAGCAGUCACAUCUGGAGCCUGUAGUUUACCCACAUGUUCAGCUUCAACCACAUUGUGAGUUAUUGUAAUCCAGGGUGGAGGUCACAGACAAAUAGAUUGUUUGUCAUGAUUGUUAUGAGAGAGAGAAACAUAGAGCCAGAAUAAAAAAAAGCAACCCCAACCCAGUGUUUAUGUGCCAAAAUUGCCACCUGGGAUGAAUUUAGGUCGGUGGGUCCAGGUCAUUGGUCCCUAUGAAAUCCUUGUUUAGUUGUAAUAGGACUUGAGGCAUCUUACAUUCUGCCUACUAACAUAUUUUAGGUGUGUAAAAUGCUGCUGCUCUGAUUUCCUGGGUUGGCAUAAUUUUGACUUUGCAGAACAUUUUGACACCUAAUGUCUGGCUUCAAAAAAUAAGCAUCUAUUACUUUUAAUAGCAAAGACUAAUCUAAUAGCCAUGCCAUGGGCGUGCAUCACUCACAGCACUGAAUUCAGCUCAUAGGCCAACAGCUGAGACUAUAUCACUUGAAAAACAUGCCAAGACAUGGGAUGAGGCUCUCCAGUGCUCCUGACCCCUAAACCUUUAUGCUUAUAUUUAGAAGUACCUAUAUUAUAUAUCUGCUUAUAUUCAGAAGAACCUAUAUUCUUAUAUUCACUAGUGAUGUCUGCUCUUUUAGUCCCUGUCACUGUCCCCAAUUGAAUACAAUGCUGUCACUUCACCAUGAAGUAGCCCCCUGGCUGUGGAGGGCUUGCAUCCAGGAGUUUGGCUUCCAUGAGCAGGUGUUCUUAUCACUGUGUCAUUAUAAAAAUUUAAGUCAAGAUAUUACAUUGUUGAAGGUAUGACUGGUGUCCUUUGUUGGAGGAAAAGUUGAUCAGUUCCAGUAGUAUGGGCAUAAUCAUUCUUCAGUGCCUUCCAGAACACAGCAACAACAUAGAUCCCAUACAGUUCUAAUGUCUUCCAGCAGCAGCUUGCUUUGUACUUUAAACUUUUAUGUAUUAGGGCAACUUGGCUCUGGACCAACACUUUAAUGGCUCAUUUUUGUGUAUAACCAGAGCUUAUGAAAUAAGAACUAAAUGUUGUAGUGUUGUGAAUAUGUCCAGAGAGGCUUUGGCUAAUUUUCCACUCUUAAUAGUGUCAUUUGAGUUCAUAAAACUUUUAUUAUUGUAUUAAGGAGUCACAAAAUGAAGACUACAAGUCUGUGAGAUAAAAUUCUUAUGUUUGGGAUCAGUGUUGUUGAAAUGAAAUAAUGCUUAUCCAAAGAGUUGGUGUGAAUGUAUAAGAUCUGCCCAUUUUUUCCACUGAGUUUAAGGGGUAGAAAUAUUGUUUAGUUACUGUGGUAUCAGAAAUUCGAUACUUUUUGCCACUGAAUUUUUCUGUGUUUUCUGACACUGCCUUCAGUUCUCUUCACUGAUUGUGAAGUAUCUAGAUGAGUGGCUAAACAGGUAUAAGAGUGGCAAGUAAACAAAUUCCAGUUCUUGACUUGCUGAUCAAAAUUAAUCAACUUUUCUUUUGUUAUAUUUUUUAAGAUUAUUUUUCUCUACAGUCCUGCUGUAAUGCAGUGUUGAUCUUCAUUGCUGCAAUAACACAGCAGGCAGAAGGACUACAGCCAAAGUCAACUCAGUCCUUUGAAAGCAAUGUCAAAGAGACAAUAUGUUUGUCAAGGAAUUGUCAUGUAUCUGCCUGGUUAAAUGCAUUUGUGAUUUUGCAAUAUGCGGUGUUACAGCUGAAAUAAAAUCUCCCUUGCUGUUUAUUGAAA